Molecule: messenger RNA, 1998 nt
Organism: Triticum turgidum subsp. durum (durum wheat)
Lineage: Eukaryota; Viridiplantae; Streptophyta; Magnoliopsida; Poales; Poaceae
Source: the annotation of a GenBank genome assembly
AUGCUCGAUCUGAUCCAAGUAUCCAACAACACAACUCCCUGCCCUGCCUUCCUCCCCGCAGAAAAAACCCCCUCUCUGCCCUCCACACCUCGUGCACGCUGUCCGCGCAUACGCACAGGAAAGCCGGCUUCCCGCGAGCUCUUCCUCCUCACAUCCAUGGCCGCAUUAUCAGCGAAGGCCAUACAAAAUGCAUUCUUGGCACAAGAUGGUCCACGGACUAGGCACAACACAAGAUAUACCUGUGAUUUUUGUGCCCUCAAUACCCGCAGCAUGCAUUCCGUCCAGGGGUGUAGAUUAUCAUUAGCUGAUACUUCAGCCAAGUGGUUAAAUACCACAUCAACAGCAUGGAUUAGCUUCGGGAAACAAGCAAAUAUUAGCUGCAAUGCUACUCAAGGUGCCAGUGAUGUCUUGUCCAUUGACAAAGUUGAUUUCCUCAAGCUCCAAAAUGGCAGUGAUAUUCGUGGUGUUGCUAUUGCUGGGGUUGAAGGUGAGCCUCUCAAUCUCACGGAGCUUGUCGCUGAAGCUAUAGCUGCUGCAUUUGCUGCAUGGUUAUUAAACAAGAAGGAAGCCGAUGGCUUGAGACGUUUAAGAAUCUCUGUUGGACAUGAUUCACGAAUUUCUGCUCAUAAAUUGCAGAAUGCAGUUACUCAUGGAAUCACUGCUGUCGGACAUGAUGUUCUACAGUUUGGAUUGGCUUCAACACCGGCAAUGUUCAACAGCACACUUACCGAAGAUGCGAUACAUCAUUGCCCAGCAGAUGGAGGCAUAAUGAUAACAGCGAGCCAUUUGCCCUACAAUCGGAAUGGUUUCAAGUUUUUUACAAGUGAUGGUGGUCUAAAUAAGACUGAUAUUAAAGAUAUAUUGGAGCGGGCUUCUAGAAUAUACGAGGAAUCUGCGCAUUGUGGCAAACAAGAACAGACCGGUGUCGUAACUCAUGUGGAUUACAUGUCAAUUUAUGCUUCCGAUCUAGUGCAAGCAGUUCGUAAAUCUGCUGGAAACAAAGAGAAACCAUUGGAGGGACUGCACAUAGUUGUUGAUGCAGGGAAUGGAGCAGGUGGCUUUUUUGUGGACAAGGUACUAAAACCAUUAGGAGCUGUUACUGAUGGGAGCCAAUUCCUGGAGCCUGAUGGUUUGUUUCCCAAUCAUAUUCCGAAUCCUGAGGACAAAGCUGCAAUGGAAGCCAUUACACAAGCAGUGCUUAAUAAUAAGGCAGACUUGGGCAUCAUAUUUGAUACUGAUGUUGACAGGUCAGCUGCUGUUGAUUCCAGUGGACGUGAGUUGAACCGCAACCGAUUAAUUGCUUUGAUGUCUGCCAUAGUUCUUGAGGAGCAUCCAGGAACCACUGUUGUGACUGAUAGCGUGACAUCAGAUGGACUGACUGUAUUUAUUGAGAAGAAACUUGGAGGGAAACACCAUCGAUUCAAGCGAGGAUACAAGAAUGUAAUCGAUGAGGCUAUUCGUCUGAAUUCUAUUGGUGAGGAAUCACAUUUGGCGAUGGAAACAAGUGGCCAUGGAGCACUAAAAGAGAAUCACUGGCUCGAUGAUGGAGCGUAUAUGAUGGUUAAACUUCUGAAUAAACUUGCUGGUGCCAGAACAUUGAACCCAAACAUCGGUAGUAAAGUUUUGACUGAUUUGGUCGAGGGCCUUGAGGAGGCUGCUGUGACAGUGGAGAUAAGGUUGAAGAUUGAUCAAAAUCAUGCAGAUUUGAAAGGAGGGCCCUUCCGUGACUAUGGAGAAUCAAUCUUGAAACAUUUGGAGAGUGUGAUCAGUAAAGACCCAAAUCUUCGCAAAGCCCCAAAGAAUCAUGAAGGCGUCAGAGUUUCUGGAUAUGGUGGCUGGUUCCUGUUGAGGCUAUCCCUCCAUGAUCCAGUUCUUCCCCUUAACAUUGAGGCACAAAGCAAGAAUGACGCCAUUAAGCUCGGACUUGCAGUGCUUGCUGCUGCGAAUGAAUUUUCAGCAUUGGACACAACUGCAUUGAACAAGUUUUUGCAGCAGUGA